This is a messenger RNA of Fimicolochytrium jonesii, 558 nucleotides long. RefSeq lists its product as uncharacterized. The record is from RefSeq and is a predicted model, not a curated record. The transcript has 3 exons. Lineage: Eukaryota; Fungi; Chytridiomycota; Chytridiomycetes; Spizellomycetales; Powellomycetaceae. The annotation marks the transcript as partial. Gene Ontology annotation, biological process: negative regulation of transcription by RNA polymerase II; positive regulation of transcription by RNA polymerase II. Gene Ontology annotation, molecular function: zinc ion binding; RNA polymerase II cis-regulatory region sequence-specific DNA binding; DNA-binding transcription factor activity, RNA polymerase II-specific.
AUGCAACAGGACGGAUACGUUCAGCAGCAACAACAGUCGUACCGGGACAUCCGCCCUCAACAACAGCAACAGCAACAGCACAGUCACGCUUCUUCGGGGCAAAGCAGGAGCAGGACCGCGAACUCUACUUCGACGCCGAAUCAAUGCGCAAAUUGUGGUACCCUGUCAACGCCGUUAUGGAGGAGAGGAUCUAAUGGGGAGACAAUAUGCAAUGCUUGUGGUCUCUACUUGAAAGCUCGUCACACAUAUCGCCCGCAACACAUGAAGAAGCGAAGGCUUUCCAGCAACAACAGCAGUACAAGCAUUGUAGGCGAAGAAUCUCGACAACCUCAGAGUGGCCAGCGCAUAUUGCAGCAGAAGCAUAGUCGAUCACCGGGAACUACAGUAAACCCACCACCGGAAGUGCACUGCAUCAACUGCGACACGACCUCCACUCCUUUAUGGCGUCGAGACGACAAAGGCAACGCGAUAUGCAAUGCGUGUGGGCUGUACUAUAGGUUACACAACACCAACCGGCCUGUGACGAUGAGCAGGGCGGUGAUCAAGAGAAGGAAGAGG